Molecule: messenger RNA, 573 nt
Organism: Nestor notabilis (Kea)
Lineage: Eukaryota; Metazoa; Chordata; Aves; Psittaciformes; Psittacidae
Product: P2Y purinoceptor 1-like
Exons: 1
Coding region: 1-573 (190 amino acids)
Biological process (GO): G protein-coupled receptor signaling pathway
Cellular component (GO): membrane
Molecular function (GO): neuropeptide receptor activity
Source: RefSeq, a predicted model, not a curated record
AUGGUCUGGGUGUGGGUCAUCGCACAGGUAGCUCCCGAUUUUGCCUUCAGCAAGAUGGACAAUACGGGGACACGGUGCCACGACACAACGGAACACGAGUACCUGGGUGUUUACUUGCCGUACACCAUGACCAUCACCGUGACGGGGUUCGUCAUCCCGUUCCUCAUCAUCAUCGGAUGCUACUGCCACGUGGUGGUGGUGCUCUGCAGGAAUGACACUGUGAACCUCAGCCUGAGGAGAAGAAGCAUCGGUCUGGUGAUCCUUGUGAUGAUCCUCUUCUCCACCUGCUUCCUCCCCUACCACAUCUGCAGAAACCUCAACUUGCUGUCUCGAGGCUGGCAGCUGCAAGGGUCCUGCACACAGGCUGUAAAGAAUAUCUACCUUUCCUACCAGGUAACCCGGGGACUGGCCAGCUUAAACAGUGCCUUCAACCCCCUGCUGUAUGUGAUGACCAGUGAAGCCUGCAUGUCACGUAUAAGGACCAUCUGCCAAACAAGGAAAACCUCUUGCCAGGAAGAUGAGAAGAAUAUGAGCAUCAUUCUUUGUAAGGAGGAGGUUUCUGGUGAGGUCUGA